UGCAACUGGUGUACGCGACAUGGCGGGCAUGGCGAAUGGUUCGGGAAAACAACAAGAGAACGUACCUCUACAACCAAUAGAAAACAAAGAAUCCGAUUCAUCAAAACAAAACGGAGACCGAAGUGAACUAGCCAAGGCAAGAUGGAAGAAAGCUAUAUCCUUUGUGGUGGCAAAUAUUAAAUUAGACGAUGCACAGUUCGCAUCAAGCAAUUCUGAAGAUAACCUAGCAGCGCCUGUCAUCGACGUGGAUGAUGAAGGUGAUGAUGAACAGUCUACUCAGCGAUCACUCCAUGAUCUAGCCUGCGAUCGCCACAUUACUGUCUUAGAAGCAGUACUAGAAAAGAAUGAAAACUUGCAAAUAAAUUUAUGCGACAGAGCUGGGCGUACUGCUCUACAAUGUGCUGUAGAAAGACAAAGCGUGAAAGCAGUAGAACUACUAUUGUCGCACGGUGCUGAGGCUUCGGUAACAAUUCCAGGCAGUGACGAUAAAUUGUUCCAUCAAGCAGUGAGAACUGGCAAUAUAGAAAUCGUCAGAUUAAUGAUUGCAGCACUAAAAGACACAGAGAUUAACACACGAGGUAACGAUGGCUACAGACCGCUACAUGCAGCUAUAUUGAAAAAGAAUAAUGUGGUUAAUAUUGAGUUGCUUGAUAAUGGCGCUGACAUUAACGCAGAAAACGAUACCAAUACCACACCAUUCUUGCUGGCAACAGAGAAAGCCGAUAUAUCUACAAUGAGAAUGUUAAUUGCUUACAAACCAGCACAGAGAGCAUCAAAAACCAAGCAUAAAGUUUACAAAGGCAGAACUCUUGUAAACGUGAAUCACAAGGAUUUAACAAAAAGAACAGCACUAAUGUUUGCCGCAUCGCAAGGAAACGUACAAAAAAUAUCACUACUUAUUCGAUACGGGGCAUUGCUGUCAGCGAUCGAUUGUCAGGGACAGACAAUUUUACACAAAGCUGUUGGAAAUCUCAAAACAUUGGAAUUGCUUUUACGGUAUGGUGAGAUAAAAAAACUCCUGGAGAAAAAAGACAAGUAUGGUAACACUGCUUUGCAUUAUGCAGCAGGAAAGUUCAUUGACAAUGUGGAGUUAUUAAUCAAACAUGGAGCCAAGCCAAAUGUGAGAAAUAAGAAAGGGAAAACUCCUUUGCAUUUUGCAGUGAGAAAUCGACGUCUUGAUAUUGUCAAUUUGCUGUUAAACUCCUUACCAGGGGACGAUGAUGAGCGAUACAAGAGCCUAGGUACUGACUAUCCGCGAACAAGACUGUUGAAUUCUGAAGAUAAGACUGGAAAAACUGCGUUACAUAUUGCUGCAAGUUUGGAUUUUGUUGAAAUUGUAAAAGAACUUCAAGAAAGGGGUGCUUAUAUUACAAGUACACAUGAAGGACACUACCCAAUACACCUGGCGAGUAACAAUGGUUGUGUUAAUACCGUGAAAUUAUUGCUAGAACGAGACAGCGAGUGGUUGGCCUGGCCGGAUAACGAUGGCAAUACGCCAGUUCAUCAUGCGGCGUGGAAAGGUCACGUAGCUCUAGUAGCUUAUCUCCUCGACGCUAAUACGCCAAUUCUUGAAAACAACAAAGGUGCCAAUUGUUUAGAUCUAGCGAUAAAAACUGGCGAAGAUGACGUGUGUAUGGAAAUAGCAAAACAUGACAAGUGGCGGCAAUGUCUUCGCAAAAAUCAUCGAGGACAGUUACGUACAUUGGUAAAUGAAAUGCCUGACGUGGCGAGUAAAUUCAUGGAUAACUUCAAGCAACCAACAACAGAUGACAGUGGCAAACACGGUUUCACGUAUGAUUUUAGUUAUUACAAGAAAGACGACGACAAAAGUCACCAUGAAUCAAGUCCACUUCAGGCUAUGAUGAAUUGUGGAAAUUGUAUUGAUCAUGAAAUUGUUGUAAAGUUUCUUGAAGUAGGAUGGGAUAAAUUUGGUUUUCUGAUGUACAUAAUGAUGUUAGUAUUUUAUAUGCUGUAUUUGGGAUCUCUGUGUGCAUUGGUCUGGAUAGAUGGACCCCUCAGGCGAAAUAUUAAUGGUACACUGGUUGAUACUAAAAAGGAUGACACAGACAAAGGUCACUUUGGAGUACAGUCAUCUUUAGCAUUAGUAGUUUUGUUGGCAGCCUGUAUUGAAGUCUUAAUUUUACUCAGUAAAUUAUACAUCGAUCCAAGAAGUUACUUAGGAUUUGUAACUAUUAUGGACUGGAUUAAGUGCAUCGGUACUUUGCUGUAUGUUAUACCUUACUUUUAUGUCUCAAUUGAUGAAAACUUUGAACGCAAUGCUGGUGCUAUUGCGAUCUUCUUUUCGUGGAUUUGUCUGAUUCUAUGCUUACAGAGUCUGCCUGUAUUUGGUAUAUACGUUAUUCUCAUUAAAAAUCACGUGUGGACUAUAGUAAAAGUGUGUCCAAUAUUCAUGCUGCCAUUAUUUGCAUUCGGAUUCGCAUUUUAUACAAUGCUUUCUGCCCAGCUGCCAUUCAAGCACCUUGUCCAGGCAGUGCUGACGUCAUGGGUCAUGAUGCUUGGUGAGAUGGACUAUGAAUCUCGUAUUCUAGGUUCCGCUGCUGGCAUUCAGGGCGCCUUGGUGUUUUUAUUCAUUGCAUUCUGUAUUGUAGCUAUAGUAGUUAUGAACUUACUGGUUGCCUUGGCAGUUGGUGAUAUGCAAGAAGUGAUGGACAGCGCUGCUAAAGAAAGACUACUUGUUCAGAUGCAGUUAUUUCUGGGAUUAGAGCGUCACGUGCUAACCAAAUUGGUGCUGUGUAUAACAAGAAAAGAUACGACAAAUGUAUUUCCUGAUAAGUACGUGGAGGUUAACAAGGAAAAGAAAAAUAUUCUAAAGUUGAUGCAAUCUGUGGUUGAGAAUGUCUUGGGCGGAGAGGAGGAAGACAAGAAAGAAUCCGGUGGAGAUAGUGAUGCUGUUACAAGUGAAGACACGCAAUAUAUGAAAGAAAAACUCGAACACAUGGAGGAGCAGUUACACGAACUUCACAGUCUGAUUCGAUCUUUUAUUGGUGAUGCUGGCGAUGGCUCUGGUAGCAAAGACACAGUUUAAGCUAUAUAACUUCUACCUUGGCUUAUUCGUGUUUGAAUGAGUUCUAUCCCAUGUAUAUUAAUACAGUGGCACCACCAGUCGCUCACCU
This is a messenger RNA of Saccoglossus kowalevskii, 3134 nucleotides long. Its product is annotated as transient receptor potential cation channel subfamily A member 1-like. Gene Ontology annotation, molecular function: protein binding; transmembrane transporter activity. Gene Ontology annotation, cellular component: transmembrane transporter complex. Gene Ontology annotation, biological process: monoatomic ion transmembrane transport. The record is from RefSeq and is a predicted model, not a curated record. Lineage: Eukaryota; Metazoa; Hemichordata; Enteropneusta; Harrimaniidae.